UAAGGUGUAAGCCCGUAGCUACUGCACAGCAGAGGGCUUUCCAUAGAGGUGUGGGAGAACUUUCUGAAGUGAAGUGGCCAAACAUUGAAAAGCCUGACCCAGCACAAAAGGUUUGGGAAGUCUUCAUCUGAUCCUGGACUCACAAGAGGUGCAAAAGGGCAACGCGUGGGGCUGGACAGGGCGAGUAAGAAUGAGCAGCAACCAUGAGGGUUUAAAGACUGCCAUUCAUCUCUGCAGGGCAGGAAUCUUAAAUGAGAGUAGGACCACCGUCCCCUUCCUUGUCACCCUGCCUGUAGUCAUGGCCUGCUAGCUUUUCUGCCUGUUAGGCCUUGAGAUCACUCCCCUCCCUUCUCUGUCAGUCAUCUGCCCCAUUUCUUAUCUGGUCUGUUUCUUUCAAGGUUAUUAGAGACUUCUUACUAGCCAGUUCACAGAGAGUUGGUUUCUGAAGGCCUUCUUCCUUUUCCUCCAGCCUCUUAGUUUGCUGCUGUGCUCUGGCUUCUUCUCUCCCCCAGCCCUUGCUCUAGAAGCAGGAAGUGAUCAGAGGAGAGAAUGCAAGUUGGAAGACUACGAAGGCCAAGAGACAAGAAAGAUGUGCUCUAAUGAAAGGAGGCAGGGACCCUUUAGAUACACAGGAAGAAAGAAAGACAGGGUUUCUUCUCUGGGCUAUACUGGCAAGAAGACCAAUCAUUAUGAGGAUACUGGGCACACAAUUCUGCCUUCAAAAGCCUGGGGUAAUGGUGGAAAUAUGGAGACGAGAGCCGUUCUCUGGAACCCAUCCGUAAGACACACACCUUAUUCUGGACGACGUAAGAGCAGAGAGGAAGAGCAUGUGGAGGACCAAAUCCAUAUCACAGUGUGGAGAGAUGAAAAAGCUCAAAAGAGAGAAGUGGAGCAGUUCACAGAAGACGGAACACUGGAGAGCUGGUUCAAGGUCACGAUUCCAUGUGGGAGAAAGUGUGACAAGACACAGCUAAUGAAUUCAGUCCACAGCCUUUGCAGCGUGCCCUUCACACCAGUGGAUUUUCAUUGUGACAAAUACCGGAUCCAGUUCUUUGUCCAGGAUUCUAGCAUUGCAUAUGCAUUGAAGGAUGUCAGCUACAAGAUAAGUAGUGAGGACUUUGAGAAGAUACCUAUUUUUGUCAAUCCCUCAGUUGCACCCUACUCUGUGCAGAAUAGGUUCACAAGAGAACAAAUGGAGCAACUGAAGCUGGCCAUGAAGAAAAGAUAUGAUAUUUCCCAGCAUGCUCUGUGCCUCAAAAAGCUCCGCUUUGACCCAGACUUGAUGAAUCACAACAUAGACAUGAUUCUGAACAGAAGAAGCUGCAUGACUGCCACCCUUCAGAUCAUCCAAGAGGAUUUUCCUAAGCUGUUAUCCUUGAACUUGAGCAGCAACAAACUGUUCCAGUUAGAUAGCCUGUUUGACGUUGUAAAGAAGGCACCCAAGCUCAAGAUCCUGAACCUCUCCAAAAACAUGCUAAGAACAGCAUGGGAACUGGAGAAGAUAAGAGGGCUGAAGCUGGAACAGCUGUGGCUAGAAGGGAAUCCCUUGUGCAGCACCUUCCCAGACCAUUCUUCUUACGUAAGUGCAAUCCUGGAGUAUUUUCCGCAGUUGUCAUGCCUGGAUGGCAGGAAGUUACCACUUUCAACUGGAAUGGAUAUUGAAGAACCCCAGUUAAUGAAGCCCCGCAAGGCCAUCUUUAAAGGUUCGGAGGCCAUAAAGAAUCAAGUGCAGCAAUUCCUGCAAGACUAUUACUUGAUCUAUGACUCUGAAGAGCGACAAGGUCUCCUGAGCAUUUACCAUGAGCAGGCCUGUUUCUCCCUGACCAUUCCCUUCAACCCCAGUGGUCCAGAUCUGAGUAGCAUGUGUGGGUACUUCAAGGAUGAAAGGGAUGUGAAGAAUCCCAAGGAGUUCCACAUUCAGAGGCAGCUGCUGAAGUACACAAAAGAAGAUAUUGUGGGCUAUCUGAGGACAUUACCCAAAACCCUGCAUGUCUUCAACUCUUUCCAGGUGGACAUCUGUUUCCAGAUGGAAAAAACGCUCUGCUUCUCUGUUAGUGGGUUGUUCAAGGAAGUGGAGGGCAGCUCUCAGGAAUGCAUCCGUGCCUUCAUGAGGAUCUUCAUUGCUGUCUUUGAAAGUAGUUCAAACUUGUGCAUUGUGAAUGACCAACUUUUUGUGAGGAAUCCAAGCCCUGAUGAGAUCCAGGGUGCCUUUGCUAUAUCCUCGCCCACAUCAUGCUCCAGCUUCAAGCUCGUCCUUUCUCAAGAGCAGCAAAGAAUGGUGCAGGCUUUCUCCACCCAGUCGGGGAUGAAACUUGAAUGGUCUCAGAAAUGCCUUGAUGACAACAAGUGGGACUAUACUAGAGCUGCUGAAGUCUUCACUAUGCUCCAGACCAAGAGUAAGAUCCCGAAGGAAUUCUUCAAACAAAUGACUUAAAAACACACUGCUGGACAUAAUCUUCCUUUUGUCCACACUCUUGCUUCUCUGUUUGUCUCUUGCCUAUGACCCCAUCUGUAAGUCUGGCUGACCACAAGACCAAAGUUAACAUAUAGACCAGGCAACAUAGACCACCUGCAACCCAGGUAACUUGCGCUGUGUAUUUCUCCUUGAGACGUGCCUUUUGUUUUCAUAAUAAAAGUUACUUUGCACAUUG
This is a messenger RNA of Rattus norvegicus (Norway rat), 2651 nucleotides long. The record is from RefSeq and is a predicted model, not a curated record. NCBI's taxonomy places the organism in Eukaryota, Metazoa, Chordata, Mammalia, Rodentia, Muridae.